Molecule: messenger RNA, 2797 nt
Organism: Sander lucioperca (pikeperch)
Lineage: Eukaryota; Metazoa; Chordata; Actinopteri; Perciformes; Percidae
Product: gap junction gamma-1 protein-like
Exons: 3
Coding region: 261-1421 (386 amino acids)
Biological process (GO): cell communication
Cellular component (GO): connexin complex
Source: RefSeq, a predicted model, not a curated record
AGGGGGGGAUUUGGGAAUAUUCUUUGUCCUCACCCCAGCCCGCAGUAGACUACAGCACACAACUGGAGAAGGACACAGGCUCCCCGUAGGAAAGGAAAAAAAACUGGAUGACUUGAUAUUAGAACGGGAAGGCUUUAUUUUAAUAAAGAGAAAACAAGCUCUUGAAAUAAGCGACAACUUCGAGGAGCCGUCGGGCGAAAGCAGAGAACCCCAAAUCACAAGUGAAGGUAAGAGAGCUUCCCUUCUGCUGCUGAGGCAAAAUGAGCUGGAGUUUCCUCACACGCCUGUUGGACGAGAUUUCCAACCACUCAACCUUCGUGGGCAAAAUCUGGCUCACCCUCCUCAUCGUCUUUCGCAUCGUGCUGACUGCUGUCGGGGGCGAGUCAAUCUACUAUGAUGAACAGAGUAAAUUUGUGUGUAACACGCAGCAACCCGGUUGCGAGAACGUGUGCUACGAUGCGUUUGCGCCGCUGUCACACAUUCGCUUCUGGGUGUUUCAGGUGAUUAUGAUCACCACCCCCACCAUCAUGUACCUUGGCUUUGCCAUGCAUAAGAUUGCCCGCAUGGAGGACGAUGACUACCGGCCGCGGGGCAGGAAGAGGAUGCCGAUAGUGAGCCGUGGUGCCAACCGGGACUAUGAGGAAGCGGAGGAUAAUGGGGAGGAGGACCCCAUGAUCCUGGAAGAGAUUGAGCCAGAAAAGGAAAAGGAAGUCGCGGAGAAGCCCAGCAAAAAGCACGACGGACGCCGUCGCAUCAAGCGCGAUGGCCUGAUGAAGGUCUACGUGUUUCAGCUGCUGUCGCGUGCCAUCUUUGAGGCCUCGUUCCUGUUUGGACAGUACGUCCUUUAUGGGCUGGAGGUGGUCCCGUCGUACGUAUGCACGCGCUCCCCUUGCCCGCACACGGUGGAUUGCUUCGUCUCGCGCCCCACAGAGAAAACCAUCUUCCUGCUCAUUAUGUAUGCGGUCAGCGCCCUGUGUCUGCUCUUCACCAUGUUGGAGAUCCUUCACCUCGGCAUCAGCGGUAUCCGGGACUGCUUUUGCGCACCGCGUCCUCAGCCUCCCACCCCCCGUCACCCAGCUCUGUCCAGCCAGAGGUCCUCCAUCUGCCGCCAGCCAUCGGCACCUCCAGGCUACCACACGGCUCUGAAGAAGGACCCGUCGGGAAAAAUGGGCUUCAGGGACAACCUGGGAGACUCGGGCCGCGAGUCGUUUGGCGACGAGGCUUCAUCGCGGGAGCUGGAGAGGCUGCGAAGACACCUGAAACUGGCUCAGCAGCAUCUGGACCUGGCUUACCAAAAUGAGGAGAGCAGUCCGUCGCGCAGCAGCAGCCCAGAGUCCAACGGAACCGCGGUUGAGCAGAAUAGAUUAAACUUUGCCCAGGAGAAGCAGAGCAGUACAUGUGAGAAAGGUCUUCGUGCAUAGGUUCUCAUAAGCUGACACAAGACUGAAAUUUACAUCAGUGACAUCAGGAUCAGUGAGAGGACAUAAGGGAAUCAAAGUGUGUGUGUGUGUGUGUGUGUGUGUCCUUGCUUGAGGUGGAUGAAGUCAGCCCAAGCCUUUCUGUGUUACGGCCAGUUGUGGUGGAAAAGAGGAGAGCGGUCGUCUCAACCAGCAAUACUUGAGACGCCUGUCUGAAGAUCCAAAGUGCUUACAAACUACCGUUGUGCGGCAAGAACGGUUAAGGUUAUCAUGUACUUCUCCCUCAGGGCAGCUAAUAACUGUAAUUUUUUUUUUUUGUGUCUAUAUAUAUUUUUUUAUUACAGGAGAGUUUGUCCUCUUUUGGAAAUUCACAGUGAAUACAUCUCAAGUUUGCCUUAGAUCUAAACUCUGUUUUAUGGCAUUUUGUAAAGGUAUGGCCAAGCCAGUUGUAGUGCAAAGAACGUGUUUAUACCGUAGAAAAAUGUUACUUUGUGAAUCUCUGAGUGAGAUGCACAACAAAGGUUAAUGGACAAGGCACCACUCAUAAAAAAUGGUACUGGAGUUAUUGUCAUGCUGAUGAAGACAUUUUGAGUUAAUUUUCAUACAAAGGUUUCUCUCAAGUGUGUCACUAUUUGUUUUUUUUUUUAGUUUUUUUUUAUAAAUAGUUUUUGACUGUUGGCACUGCACCAGUCAACAUUCCCAAGCCUGGUGCUUCGAUGGUAACUGGAACACACUUGGGGUGCCUUUGUCCAAAGGAAUAAACAAACCUGGGUAAUGCUUGAAAAACGUAACUUUUGAUAUUGUCUUGUAUCGUUAAAACAUGUAUUUGAUACUGUUCUUUAUUUUUGUAUUAGUGAGUAUUGUAUUGAAAAGAGGCUACUGUCACUGUGGCAGACAUGAUUUAAUUUUAAAACAACAUUCACAGUCUGCUGUCUUAGUUCCCUGAAGCCUGUCCAUUGACGUGCAUUCUUUUAGUUCAACUGUUCAAUUUUCUUUUUUCAGUACAUUUCAACAAAAAAAUCAAUAACCUGCAACUUAAUAUUUGCACAUGGUCUCAGACCAGCAAACAUUCCCUUUUUUCCGUACAGACCAGGAUUUAAUUGUAUCAUUUGGUUAAAUAAGGGAAAAUACUGUUUGUGUUCCAGGUCGGAAAGAAUCUCAAUGAGGGAUGUAAACAACAUAAUCAUUUCAAUGUAAAUUCAAUGCCUUGAACGCGCUCUGAGAUGCCAUCUUUUGUAUGCUGAAUCAUAACCACAGUGCCAAUUGGUGCCAACUCAAAUAUUGUCAUCUCAAGUUAUUUUGGAACAAUGCUUUUUGUACUUUUUAUACUUUUUGUAUUGAUAGUUCUUCAUGGUUAGUUUUUAAAAUAAAUUUUCCAA